CCUCAACAGAAGAACAAGAGUUAAGCUCCUCCCACACUAACCCUCAACAGAAGAAGAAGAGUUAAGCUCCUCCCACACUAACCCUCAACAGAAGAACAAGAGUUAAGCUCCUCCCACACUAACCCUCUACAGAAGAAGAAGAGUUAAGCUCCUCCCACACUAACCCUCAACAGAAGAAGAAGAGUUAAGAGGUGCUCCAGAAGGAGAUGCAUCAGAAGGAGGUGCCUCAGAAGGAGGAGCUUCAGAAGGAGGUGCCUCAGAAGGAGGUGCAUCAGAAGGAGGUGCUUCAGAAGGAGGUGCAUCAGAAGGAGGUGUUUCAGAAGGAGGUGCAUCAGAAGGUGGUGCAUCAGAAGGAGGUGCUUCAGAAGGAGGUGCCUCAGAAGGAGGUGCUUCAGAAGGAGGUGCAUCAGAAGGAGGUGCCUCAGAAGGAGGUGCAUCAGAAGGAGGUGUGUUACCUUGAGCUCGUCGAAGCGCAGCGUGAAGUGCAGGAUGUGAGCGAACUGUCGAGCCAGAGCCUGUUUCUGCUCCAGCUGCUGAGUGGGGGAGGAGCCGGAGGAGGUGAGGACGCCCAGGAGGAGGCGCAGACUGCCCUCUGAGGAGGAGAGAGGAGCACAGUCUCACAUUUAAUCAGCCGUCUUUUACUAAUCUGUAAACAACCUGAAGAUUACGUGCAAGUUCAUCAAAAGCACCUGAACCCCUGCCUGUGGUUAACGUGUUCUGUUUGCUUUUAUUAGGAUUUCCAGUGCUGUAUUUUGCAUGUUUUCAUUUGAUUGUAUUUACUUGUUUA
Molecule: messenger RNA, 787 nt
Organism: Notothenia coriiceps (black rockcod)
Lineage: Eukaryota; Metazoa; Chordata; Actinopteri; Perciformes; Nototheniidae
Product: involucrin-like
Exons: 2
Coding region: 207-596 (129 amino acids)
Source: RefSeq, a predicted model, not a curated record